UAUCUAGCCAAACAAGAAUAGUGAUUAAGAAACUAAUCUAGCUAAACUAGCCUAACUACUACCCUAGCUAAUUACAAGUUUGUGGAGCUCUCUUACCUUAAAACCCCCCAGUUUCAACAUUCGGACCGAUGUUGCGUACUAUCCUGUCUAGCUCGAUCAACUCAAUUUCUCUAUUAAUAGAAGAUAGACUCCCUCGGGUAUUCACCUGAAACGGCGUAGCGAUGAAUUGGUAGUGUUCCACUUUUGCACUACUUUCCUCUACAGUCGGGGAGCGGGCCAUUGCUUCAACCCUACAAAGUUCCGAUGCUUAAUCAUAAAUUUUUUUCAGUAAAAAAAUAUCUUCUCCCGGGUCAUAAAUUUCUUUACCAACACACUUUACUUUUUAGUUUGAUAUGUUUGGAUUCUAUAUUUAUUCGUAACUGGUUAUUCCGUUCGAGAAUAUCAUUCGCUAAAAGAAUGAGAAUGCAUUUACCUUUUAUUUAUGACUAGCUUUGACCCGGUCCGUUGGCCGGAUUAAUUUAAUUUACUAAUUAUGUAAUGGGGGGGGGGGGGAGAGUUAGAGCGAGCAAGAAAAACAUUUAUUUGGGUCGAACCCACAAUUUGAACCUAUUUGAGUCCAUAUAAUUAUCCCUAUAAAGAAAUAUCGACCAUCUAGAUAUUCGCAUUAAACCAAUUCACACCUUCAUUAUCGGUAUUUCCACAUUUAUUUAUAAUUUUACAUUACCGAAUUAGAUUUUUAAAUAUAUUGUGGUUGGUAUAAUUUCCAUGAUAUAAAAAUAAUUUUAUGUUUUUACCAAUGAGUAAUAAUUAAAUAUAGGGUAGUUAUCAUAAAUGGUCACAAACCUAUUUACUUUGUACAAAACGGUCACAAUCCUUUAAUUUUGCACGUUUCGGUAAUAAAGGUUUGAGUGAAUAACAAAAUAGUAAAUCCGUCCAAUUCCAUUCCAAAUUCCGUUAUAGAUUGCCCCGUCAGCAUGACACGUCAGUGCAAAUAUUAAUUAAAAAAUGGUUAAUCAACCCACUUAACCCGGCAAUCCAACCGGCCGGAACAAACCCUUUACCCAUCAACCCACUCAACUGCGGGCCUAUUCGGCCAUGGAAGAUCGCGAUUCAUCUUCUCUGCGAUUCUCCGCAACACCGCCGACCGGAAAUUCUUAGCUCUCCCCCUCCGCUCUCUCCUCCUAAGAAUGCGUGUCGUGCUCCAAUGGGAGAAGUCGAAGUCGGAGUUUCAGCUCAGCUACGCAAAGUGAUGGCGGCAGAAUGAAGUCUCCGGCAACUGAGACUCACCUGUCGGACAACACCGCAACCAUAGACGGUUCCCUCUACCGCGCUUCCUCGAUUUCUUCCACCACCGCCGCCGUAGAAGAAUGCGCUUGGGCCCUGCGGUUAGCGGAUGAAAAGGUUGCGGAGGAGACCAAGGAACUUGCGGAGAAUCGCAGAGAAGUUGGCCGAGUCGGUGGAAGCGGAGAAGGCCGCGGUGAAGUCGGAGAAGGCGUCGGUGGAGUCGAAAUUGAGGGAGCUAGGAGAAAGAGAAGAGGACUUCGAGUCGCUGGGGAGUUACAUUGAGGAAAGAGCGAUUGGAGUUCGGAAGGUUGAAGAAGAAUUGGCAGGGAAGAGGAAAGAACUCGAGGUUCAAGAGAAGGAGAUUGAACGGAAGAGGGAAGAGCUCGAGGAACGCUUGUACCGGUUCCAGAAUCGGGCGAAGGGAUUGGAGGUGGGCCGAAUAGUCCCAGGUGGGGGCGAUUCAUCUUCCGUCGCCGAAUAGUCCCGCAGUUGAACAUAAAACACCAUAUCUCCCGCAGUUCAGCCGGCGAACGAAUCAGUUGGAGGAGUGUCGGCGAGGAGGAGGAUGGUGGACCAAUCGGUUGGAGGAGGUCUGGUCGCCGACGGCAGAAGAAUCGCCAGUCUCCUCUCCUCACGAUUUCGUUCUGGCCGUUGGGGGUAAUAGUCCAAUUGGGGACCGGAUGGGUGAAGGAUUUGUUCCGACCGGUUGGAUUGCCGGGUUAAGUGGGUUGAUUAACCAUUUUCUAAUUAAUAUUUGCACUGACGUGUCAUGCUGACGAGGCAAUCUAGAACGGAAUUUGGAACGGAAUUGGACGGAUUUACUAUUUUGUUAUUCACUCAAACUUUUAUUAUCGAAACGUACAAAAUUAAAGAAUUAUGACCGUUUUGUACAAAGUGAAUAGGUUUGUAACCAUUUAUGAUAACUACCCAAUGUUCAUUUCAUUUGUUUGCCUAGUUGAUCCAGUUGGUGUUUUCUCUCUCUAUCUCCGCAGUUCCCGGUUUCCAUUCUUUCUGUCCCUCUGUUUAGUGUUUACGAAGGGGGCGCGAGGAGAGAGAGAGAGAUGCCGAAAAGCUGAACGCAGCGAGCCAACCGAGAAACAGAAAUACCCGUUGUAAAUACCGAAGCCAUAACGCCAUUAACACAAUAGAAACAAUGGCCGCCUGCUGAAACUCCGUCGACCAACUCCGUCUCCGACCCGAUUACGCUCCGCCUCCUUCCCCCAAAACAUCGAAGAUUCGCGCUCCCCGCACAUUUUGCACCCCUCACCUAUCGGGAUUUCACCGCCACCUCUCUCUGUAAAUCCUCUCUCUCUCUCUCCCUCUGUUCUGUUGUCUUCGGCUCUUGUUGGAUUGCUUUCUUCUGAUCCUUCCCUCUCUGUGAUAGUUUCUUUUCUUCUUUUUUUCUGCGAAUCCAGUGAGAUCAAGGAAAUUGCGUUCCUCGAGAGAUCAUGAGGAAUAGUAUGAAUUUCUGAAUCAUCUGUUUGGUUCCUUCGAAGAAGGAGAGGGAAAGAGUAAACAAGAUAAUCGCCAAUACGCAUUUGACGUUUUCCAUUCAUCGACCUUUUUCCUUGUAGUGAAAGGAAGAUAAACGAGGCACUCUUAGCGCUUGAUCUGUGCUUAGUGGGGUUGAUUGUUUUGCCAGAAAGUUUCAUAAUUUAGUGUGUGUGGCGUUUGAAAGUUGACAAUGUGUUUGCCCCUUUUUUUUUCUAGGGUUUUAUGUGCAUGCUUGUUUCUUCGAUGAUCAUAUGAUAUGAUGUUUUUUGAAGUGUAUGUGGUUUAGAGACCAAAAAAAUCCCAUACUAAGACCAGAAAAUCUUCAUUUGCGUUUCCCAUUGUUGGUCGAAGUCUUGUGGAUCCGUCAUAUUGGUCAAUAGCCGAUAUCAAGUCGCGAUUUUUCGGUUUUUCAUUUAAGCAUUUUUCCUGCUGUAUUUGAUCCUAUUGUAGAACUUCUAGUGAUGUUUGAUUUGUUUCGCUUGUGCAGGUUCUCGGGUUAUUCUGGUAUUUGGGUCUCUUGAUUGCUCAUCAGACCCCGAAAUCCUUAAAAGGCCCCUCAGAUGGUUGAAACACAUUUGCUUGUACUGUGAGGUAAAUUGUGUUCUCUAGAGAGCCGUUUUGCCUCACAAUAUUGUGAUACUGUAACCUUCUGCUUAUUCAUUUCGAGAUGGAUUCAGAUUCUUUUGCACCUUGCCUAGAAUCAAGAUGUAAUUUCGGC
Messenger RNA from Linum trigynum, 3496 nucleotides. The record is from the annotation of a GenBank genome assembly. Lineage: Eukaryota; Viridiplantae; Streptophyta; Magnoliopsida; Malpighiales; Linaceae.